Molecule: messenger RNA, 2484 nt
Organism: Cephus cinctus (wheat stem sawfly)
Lineage: Eukaryota; Metazoa; Arthropoda; Insecta; Hymenoptera; Cephidae
Product: annexin B9
Exons: 10
Coding region: 438-2057 (539 amino acids)
Cellular component (GO): cytoplasm
Molecular function (GO): calcium-dependent phospholipid binding; calcium ion binding
Source: RefSeq, a predicted model, not a curated record
UAAGUCAACAUAACAUAACUUGAAAUAGUGGCACAUAUAUUUUAUUUCACACACUGUUAAAUAUUUUUUUGUCGUUUUUAAAAGGCUCUAUGUUUAUACCAUGGAGCCCAGAUAGGAUUUAUAUGCACUUGUAUUUCAGUGCUCUUUUCAUUGCACUACGGCUGGCCCUGAUAUGUCGGCGACACAAUAUUUUUGCAGGGCUUGUACUAUACCACAUUUGCAGUUCAAUUCAAAAGGACAACCUCAUCCACGAUGUGAGUGAGACAGCUUCGGGCUGGCCGGGUUACCUGCGAAUACAGGCUUAACUUUCUAUGGCGCUAGCUUAGUAAUCUCACUUACGUGUCCUUUGCUGUUACCACCAAUCUUUUUUGCGCAACAACAGAAUACCGGGAAAACAUUUUGAUACUUUAUAUUGACUUCACUGUAAAAAAGGCAACAUGAGUUACGGAUAUCAGGGACCACCAUCAGUCUUGCCGUUCCAACAACAAAAGCCACCAACGUCAUUUGGUGCUCCACCUGGUGCACCGUCUGCCCCUGGUGCUCCGCCUUAUCCUCAGAGUAGUUCUAUAGGUUUUAAUCCUGGACCUCCGACGUCUUUUGGCAUGCCACAACCUUAUUCUCAAUAUCAACCAAGUCCCUAUCCCCCACAACCAAAUCCUUAUUCGCAGCAACAAAAUCCUUAUCCAGAGCAACUAACUUCUCAUUCACAAUCUAGUUUUCGUCCAUCGUCAGAAUUACAUACAGUACCACACUCAUCACCCUAUCCGCAACCUAACCAGUCUUUUCCGUAUCCUCAACAAUAUCAACAACGUGUAUCCCAAGAAUAUUCAGGCCAUCAGCAGCCAUCUUACAACCAUGAUUUACGGUCGAUAAACCUUUCUGUAUAUCCCAAUUGCCAAAAUGUUCCUGAUGGCUCUAAGCAUUAUGGAGAUAGUGGACCAUCUCGUUAUCCUAAUCAUACAGCUCCCUCCUAUAACCAGACUGUACCUGGAUACCCUGGCGGAAGUUUUCCUGGGGGGCAGGCAAUGGUUGGUGCACAACCAGGUGCUGGUACAAGAUCAGCAGCACCUCACUAUCCUGGGCCAGCCCCCAGGCACCCACAGGUUCAGUCAAAGUUGUCUCCAACGGUUGUACCGGAUCCUAAUUUCAAUGCCAGGGCAGAUGCCGAAGUUCUUAGGAAAGCAAUGAAAGGAUGGGGAACCGAUGAAAAAUCAAUCAUUAAUGUCCUUGCCAAUCGAAGCAAUCUUCAACGCCAAGAGAUUGCAGUACAAUUUAAGACACUUUACGGAAAGGAUCUUAUCAAAGAUCUGAAAUCAGAACUUUCUGGAAAUUUCGAGGAUCUUGUAGUCGCCAUGAUGACACCUUUGCCACAAUAUUAUGCCAAGGAAUUACAUGACGCAAUGUCAGGUCUAGGCACUGACGAAUGCGUUCUAAUUGAAGUUUUAUGUACUAUGUCUAAUCAUGAAAUACGGGUCAUUAAGCAUGCCUAUCAAACCAUGUAUGGCAGAAGUUUGGAAGAUGACCUUAUCGAUGACACUUCCGGUAGCUUCAAACGUCUAAUGGUCUCUCUAUGCUGUGCAAAUCGGGAUGAGACCUUUAAUGUGGAUCCCCCUGCUGCUAUGGAAGAUGCCAAAGAGCUUCUAAGAGCUGGAGAGUUACGUUUUGGUACGGAUGAGUCCACGUUUAAUCAAAUUCUCGUACAGAGAAAUGUUGCCCAGUUAAAACAAAUUUUUGCUGCAUAUGAAAACAUAACUGGCCAUACCAUCGAAGAAGCAAUUGAAAAUGAAUUCUCUGGUGACAUCAAAAAGGGUCUACUUGCCAUUGUCAAAUGUGUGAAAAACAGAGCUGGAUUUUUCGCUGAACAGUUAUAUAAGAGUAUGAAAGGAUUGGGCACUGAUGAUCGACGAUUAAUUCGAUUGGUCGUGACGCGGUCUGAAGUAGAUAUGGGAGAAAUAAAAGAGGCCUUUAGACAACAGUAUGGUCAGACCCUGGAGGAUUUCAUUGCGGACGACUGUUCGGGUGAUUAUAAAAAAUGUCUUCUGGCUCUCAUCUCUUAACAAAGUUUAGUAAAUGGUAUAAUCUGUUUCCUAUGCAUUUACUCGUAUUUGACCUACUCGAUAAUACUGGAAUACCAGUGGUAUUGGACGCUGAAUUUUCAAUUUUGAAUCUUGCGUAGAUUAUAUUUUUUUUUGGAUAUGAUUGACAAUCUUCUCACGCCCUUACUUGAUAUGAUAUUCUUCAUUUAAAAAUUAACGUUAAAAUAUACAUGUAUUAUAUUCACAUGUAACAAUUUAAAGUUCUCCAAUGUCUUCUAGAGUGCCAAUACCGUUCGAAAGUACUUCGAAUCGGUUAUGAUGUGCGCAAAUUUACAAAUUUAUGGUGUUGGAUACACUGUGUUAUAUUAUAUCCUAUUUAUCAUACUUAAUGAGAAUGUAUUGAUUAUGCGUAACUGUUAAAAUAUUGCUAUUGCGAAAUUCAUUAAUU